GUGGCUUCUGGAACGCCUCCUUCGACUAGGGCGGGCCCUUUCCGUGUCGCUGCUACAGGGAUACCAAGAUGGAAAUGCAGGGGCUUUCUGGUGCCCAAAACAUUCACAUUCAACAUGGCGCCCUCCACGGGACCACUUUGUCUCAUCUUCAAUCAGCGACAGGCCCGAUACCUUAUUUUAUUUCCAACGAAAAUGAAGCGAAUGAUCUACUGGGGCAGACGGAGCCACACAGUGACAACAACAACAACAACACCAGGCCGAGGACUUCACCGUUUCACCUACUGGCGGAAAAUGGCAGCGGAGCGGCUUGUUCGCCUAUCAGCAAACCACAACCGAGCGAUAAAACACAUUUACCGAUCAACGGACCGAAUGUCGGACUUCAUAACGUGAGCACAGAGAAAGACAAUGAGCUCGACGCGCUGCUCGGUUCGCGGGAGUUUGUGAAGACUGCCUGGAAAUAUGGGGUAGAAUGCGGGGAUACUGUAAUGCAAAUGGCGCUGCCUCUGUUUGAAGGGGAAGAGGAACCGAUGCCACAGAGGCAGUUAACGUUACCGUUUCCAGUUUUACGGCAACAGCGUGAGGACAAGCAGCCGGCACUCGCCAGCCACAGCGCUACUCUGCCGGGGAGCUUCAGCACGGCGAAUCGGACUGAGAAAACCACCCAGGAAUUGUAUGUUGUUUUUAAUGUCGUGCAAGAGGAUGGCAACGGCGAAGCGAGUAAACAGCGGCCGGACGUGUCCCCGGAGGGUUGCGAUCGAAUGAAAGGUAAAAGACCAGCGUGCUCUAAUGCAAAUCCCUAUGGCUCCAUGGAGGGUGGAAACAGCAGUGACGUUAUUCUGUAUGAAUCUAACGACAACUUAAACUGUCUUGAUGCCCAGGCCCUGAAAAAAGCCGACCAUGUUUUCAAUUUGAUAAACGACCACGCCACCGUGGGUAACGCGAAACAGACUCGAUAUCACCACACCGUCGAGGAUGUUGUUUUGACAAACAAAUAUGGUGAUAAGAUAUGUGGCCAGAUUUGCACCGAAAACAAUGAAAGUAAACUGGUCAGGGAGCUCUCGUCGCACUCCCGUGUUGACGAGAGCGGAGCCUUGAUUUCAGGAAGCUCUGGUGUCGCGGAAGCCAUGGACACCUCGGACUUUAUUCCAGAGCCAGCGGGGCUGCAGGGCAACGCAAACCCGGUCACGGUCUCCACAAGUCCGCCCGCGAGUGAAACCUUUUCCGGUACCAUCACAAUAAACAACCAAAGCAUCAUAGUGACGAUAGAAAACGGGAUACUGACUCUCGCUGCCCCACCAGAGGGAUAUGUGCACAAAGAGGACGACAUGGUCAGCUUAAAGGAGCACCUAGGCAUGAAAGACCAUGAGGACAUUGUUCUUCUCAACUAUGACAGUGGCACUAAAUCCAUCGGGAAGAUCAGCACCCUGGCAGUGUCCAGCUCCAGCCAGCAGGAAGAGCCCAGGCCUGGUUUGUCUGUGAGUGACUCCGAGCUGGCUCUGGUGGAUGACUGCUCGUUAUCAGAGCUUGGGACAUCUCUGGACUCCUGUCCCUUAGUGAAGCAGGAGCCAGGGACGCUGUACGCUGUGACAGAGGCCGAUCUGGUUACCCCGGCGCCCAAAACUAUUGCGGCAGACUGUGACAGGCGGGACUUCCAGUCUGUGCCGCUCAUACGGUCCAAGAAGGAGGCCGUGGCUUCUUUUGGGUGCCCAGAACCAGGCUGCUUCAGCGUAUUUAACACGCGUCAGAAACUCAAAGUCCACUUCCUGCACCAUGCCGAGGACCCACGCCUCUACAAAUGCACCGUCGAGGGCUGCGGCUGGGCGUUUGCCACCUCUUACAAGCUGAAGCGGCAUCUUCAGUCCCACGAUAAGCAGCGGCCGCACACCUGUCCGUUCAAGGGCUGCGGGCGGCGGUUCACCACGGUCUAUAACCUCAAGGCUCACUUUAAAGUCCACGAGCUGGACAACGCCUUCGUUUGCGAGGUCUGCAGCGAGAGGUUUCGCAGUGCGACGCGACUCACCAAUCACCAGAGGGUCCACUUCGAGCCGCAGAGGCCGCACAAGUGUGAAUUCCCAGGCUGUGAAAAAACCUUCAUCACCUUCAGUGCCCUGUUCUCCCACAAUCGCACUCACUUCCGAGAAACGGGCCACUUCACUUGCAGCUUCCCGGGCUGCGACAAGACGUACGACAAGGCCUGUCGUCUCAAAAUCCACAUGAGAAGUCACACCGGUGAGAGACCGUUUGUCUGUGACUCGGAGGGCUGUGGCUGGUCCUUCACCAGCAUGUCGAAGUUGCUCCGACAUAAACGGAAACACGAAGAUGACCGACGUUUUGUCUGUACAGAGGAGGGUUGUGGGAAAUCCUUCACCCGGGCAGAGCACCUGAAGGGUCACAGUAUCAUCCACCUGGGUACCAAGCCCUUCCAGUGCCAUGCGGAAGGCUGUAAUGCCAAGUUCUCAGCACGCAGCAGCCUGUACAUCCACUCCAAGAAGCAUAAGCAGGACGCCAGCACCCUGAGGACUCGCUGUCCGAUGGCCAACUGCUCCAAGCACUUCUCUUCCCGCAGCAGCCUUAAGAGCCACAUGCUCAAACACCACCACCUCAGUCCUGAUGUUCUCAGCCAGAUGGAGACCACGCCCACCCUGACCCCCAGCAGCGAGCUCAUCAGCUCCACCCCAACAACAGUGGCCGGGCCCGGAGUUGCCGGGGGCGACCAGCUGACCAACCUGGACCUCAGCUCUCUUUUCUCCGCCGUGCCGGGUGGGGGUGCACCCUCUGCUGGCAUCGGAGUGGGGAUUCCCGUCGCUGAGAGUGACUGUAACGGCACUUUUACCAUGGACCUUUCCCUGGUCAGCUCAGGCAUCCUCACCAUUGACCCCUCCUCGGUCAGCACCACUAUGGGGAUCGGCACUAGUACCACGUUGGCCAAAGCCGCGGACCCUCUUAUCCUGGCAGCCAGUGCUGAUAUGGGCCCCCAUCACGGUUUGGAAGGAUCAGUGGGCGACGUCCUGCCCCCACAGGGCACUCUCAAUCUGGACGAUGUGCAGACGGUCACCCCGGAGGCCCUGGGGACCCUCCCGGCUCUCACCGUGCAGGGCGCCGGUGCCUCUGUGGACCCCGCUCUGCAGCACCCACUCAGCUCCUCCAGUGCCCUGAGUGUGGAGCCCGCUGCCUCCCUUGCGGCGGCCCCUGUCGCAGAGCCGCUGGCCUCGCCCUCGGAGGUGGUGGAGGUGGGUGGCCAGGAGGGAGCGGGGCCGCUGCUGGGCUGCGUGGAGGCGCUGGGACCUCAGGAGGGAGAGAAAGGCCUCACCCAGUUUGUUUUCCCCAGUCACAGCAGCAGCUUCAGCCCACAGAAAGAACAGGAGCUCACUGCCAUGUCACCAACCAGCUUCCUGGAGAGUGGAGGCUCAGCUAGGACUGACUACAGAGCCAUCCAGCUGGCCAAAAAGAAGAAGCAACGAGGUCCUCCAGCCUCCUCUGGGGUUUCAGGGUCGAGUCAGAGGAAAACUAAAGGAGUGAAGGCAGCGUCGUCUCCCACACCCAUGGCUCCCUCUGGUGUUCGUUAUGGUGAAGGAGCGGCAGCAGCAACCAAUGGGGGCCUGACCCUGCGUGACCCCGUCACCGGGGCCCAGUAUGUCCAGAUUCAGCUGCUGCAGGAUGACCCUGCCAGUGAUGGAGACCUGGCCUUCCAGCUGAGCUCUCAACCCUCCAGCUCCCACUCUCAGCUCACUGCCGACCUGCCUGUCAACAUUUUACAGGAACCUUCGGUGAUGGCGGAGGACGACAACGGCUCCGACAACUCCCAGUUCACGGGAAGCACAAUCAACCUCCAGGACCUGGAGUGACGAUCACGGCGCUGCAGGUCAGAGGUCCGCUGCAACGGUCGACCUCGUCGCCGUCCACAGUUUCCACCAACAAACGUACUCCGAGAAGGGUCGACUCCCAUUAAACGGUCGCUUCAUCUUUUUUUUCUUUUUUUCUCCCCAAGACUUUGAAAGGCUUUUGGGACAUAUUCAUAUCGCGAAGGGGGUGGAUAAGAGUCCACAGUUAACGCACCUUGACGAAAGGAGACAAGGAUUUGUUUGCUUCUGAAGUCCACUUUGUACCAAAAUGGAACCUGAGGGCGCUCUGCUCGGGGUUCUGAUAGCAACGGUUUCUAUUCCACGUUGCCACACACACACACACAGUGCGCUGUCUACGCUCCAGUUGCCUUACAGCCUUGCAUUCCUCCACUGGCGGGGCAUCCGCUUUAUUUUGUGGCUACUUUUGAUUUCUUACUUUUUGUCCUAUUUUUUUCUUUUUCUUGUUUCGAUGGAAGCAGCCCAUGUUAAAAACGAAAACCAUGCUUGAUCAUGUGUUUGUAUGCAUUGUCAUGAGUUACUACCUUCUUGUUAUUGUAUCUGUUAUUUAUUAUUUAGCUGUGGGUUUACAUAAUGGCAGAGCCAAACACAGAGAUGAAUUAAAGAAUCAAAGCACAAUCGGAGCGCUGUCGUGUGGAGGCCUUCAUUCCUUUUUAGUUUUAUGAAAUGACAACCAUGGAUUCAUUUUGUCCGGGCAGAAAAUGUUCGAGGAUUCAUAGGAUGCAUGAAGGAAAGCACGUGAAUAUAAUCAGCCGUACGGAGGGGGAUUUUUUUUUUUUUUAUACCAAACAUGUUUUAGAGGAUCUAAGAUAUAAAGUUUAGCUCAAUCCAACAUGAGGCGUUAAAAGAUUUGCUGAAUUAUUGCCGGUAACGGUACCUCAGAGGAGAAGGUAAACACUGGAAGGCAUUUGACCAUUUUAAUGGAGCCAAUGAGACCAGAGACUUGUGGCGUCUCUACGGCAACGUGUUGCUGCCACCAUGGCAGACGGUUAAUUUGAUCCGUGAGAUUCUCUUACGGUUUUAUUCCAUUUAAGAUACCGGAUGAUUCAGUUUCCACAAUAAAUAUUUGUUGGAACAACAUAUCACUUUAUCUUGCCACAUCACAAAACUCGUGUAUCUUGUUAAAGCAAGUGUUGUAAUGGCAAGAAACGGAUGUUCAAAUUAGAACUUUGAGGGAUCGCAGCCCAAGUAUGCGAGACUGUAUGGAUAUGGUUUACGUUUUAUUGAAUGCCCUGGAUGGUUGCAUUGCCACCUGUCCACAUCAACAAUGCAUCCAGGAAGUAGUCGGACCCCGUAUAAUUAAUUUCCCCCCCCCUCACGCCAUACUUAAAUCUCCAAAUUGGCAAAACAGGGUUUUUAAAAUGUUUGCAAAUGUAUUAAAAAUGCAGCUUUCAUGUUUACACAAGUAUUUGGACCCUUAGCUGAAGCCUUGAUGACAGCCUUGUGUUGCAUGAUUCCCCCCAGAACAGCUUUUCCCAAAUAAAUGUGCUCCAUUUUUUUCCCUUUGAGCCUCGUGUUCAUAUUUCAGUCUAAAUAUAAUAUUGAAUCCAAUCACAAAGUCUAGCUGAUCUGUUUUAUUAAAUGAGGGCAAAUGAAACAACAGGUUGUGUUGACUGACGAAAAUGCUUAUUUUUUGGUCGCAUGUAAAAAGUAUUUAAUGUGAAUAUGUUUUCAUUAACAUACAGGAAACUUAGUAAAUCUAUCUCAAUGACUAGUUUACCUUUUCUACUGUAAUCUAGAAAUGGAAUGCACAUUUUUGCAUAAAUUCACUUUUAUGGAUCCCUAGAAAAACAUUUUGGAAAACCCUGUUCUGAGAUUCUCCCGUUCUCACAACAUAUGCACGUUUUAUGUCAAUAAUACACCAACUCAUGUAAUAAUAAUGACAAAACUCUUUUUAAUAAGACGUUGGGUCUCAUAAAGAUAAGAUGAAAUGGUUUAUUACAAGAAAAUGUUCUUGCGAUAACAUUAAUUGGUAUCUAGAAAUAAAAUGAAAAACAGGGUGUAUAACUUAAGUCUUGUUUUAACAGAGUACCAUUGUUGUUGUCAUGGUAGCACCGAUCUGCUGCCCAAUGAUUCAAGCACCGCCACACUUCCCAAAAGCCCUGAAUAUUAUGGUCUGGUUUGUGUUUGAGGAACAACAGCGCCCUGUUUUAAAGGGCCAGUUCACCCAAAGCCAGGGCAAGCAGCUCUUUUAACAGUACCAUGAGCUCACCAGUAGAUGGCGACCAAGUCAGAGAUUUACUGACGUCACCUGGUGAAUGGUUGAGUGUGAGAGACUGUCAGGGACAUACCGUGUUACCAUGACAACUUAAAAAGAUAUGUACAAUUGUGGGUAUUUAAUACUUUUUACUCCUUGAUUUGAAAAUCUUCCAGGAUCUUUUUUCACGAGAUGAGGUCAUUAAAAAAUAUAUAUAUUUGUUUUUGUCAAAACAGCUUCAAUAAUGAAUGUUUGAUGAAUAAAUCUGAGAUAUAAUCUUUGUUUCCAUUUGCCAGAAUGAC
Molecule: messenger RNA, 6359 nt
Organism: Pseudoliparis swirei
Lineage: Eukaryota; Metazoa; Chordata; Actinopteri; Perciformes; Liparidae
Product: zinc finger protein ZXDC
Exons: 10
Coding region: 69-3845 (1258 amino acids)
Biological process (GO): regulation of transcription by RNA polymerase II
Cellular component (GO): nucleus
Molecular function (GO): transcription coregulator activity
Source: RefSeq, a predicted model, not a curated record